Messenger RNA from Stegostoma tigrinum, 1083 nucleotides. Its product is annotated as heat shock protein 30-like. Gene Ontology annotation, biological process: response to heat; protein refolding. NCBI's taxonomy places the organism in Eukaryota, Metazoa, Chordata, Chondrichthyes, Orectolobiformes, Stegostomatidae. The coding region runs from base 253 to 924 and encodes 223 amino acids. The transcript has a single exon. The record is from RefSeq and is a predicted model, not a curated record. Gene Ontology annotation, molecular function: protein folding chaperone.
AUCCCUGGAAAUCCUCCAGUCGGUAUCACUGUGUCGAUUCAUUCCUGUUUCAAGUUAGCCUGAGAUGAGACGUCAUUUAUUUUCAGCUGACAUGUGAUAAACCCAGCAAAGUUUAGCUCAUUCUGGAAAUGUCUGGAUUCCUGGCAGUAGAAUAUUUAAGGUGUGUGUCCUGUGUGCUGCAGGAGGUCAGAGACUGACGACUGGGAGAUCACUUCAGUCAGUUUGAGAGACGUGAGAGAAGAAGCAGAGACAAUGCUGAGCUAUCGGUCUUUCCACCCUUCACACCUGUGUCAGCAGCCUGUGUACACAUUGGGGUCUGUUGAACACAGGCUCUGGGAGCCGCUUCAAUGUCAUGUGUGGAAACAGGUGGAAGCAGCGAGAAAGAGCAUGAACUUCAUGAAUCGAGUCCUUGAGGAGCUGACAGCAGGACUAUUCGAGGGAAUUCCAAGAAGUCAGGAUAACAAACCUGACAGUGUCAGAGAAGGUAAAGGACAAUCCUUGGAGAAGGAUGGAGAUGGGUUUUCUGUGUCCCUGAAUGUGCAGCACUUCUCUCCAGAAGAACUGAGGGUGAAAGUAUUUGGAAGAAAAGUGCUGGUGACAGGAAAACACGAGAAGAAAUGUGAUGAUGGCAGCGGCUCUUACAGCUACAAAUAUGAAGAGUUCAGGAGAGAAUUCCAGCUGCCAGAGGAUGUCGAUGCUGAAGCUCUUCAAUGCUGUUUGUCACAGGAUGGUCGGUUGAAGGUUCAAGCCCCAAGCCUGGCAUUGCCAGCUGUGAAUGAACGGACAGUCCCCAUCAACAUCACCUCAGACAUGACAACCACUCCACGGCUCAUCCCUGACCAGGAGGCAAAGAAACAGGAGAGUGGGAGGGAUGUGGGGAACAAGAAAGAAGGAGAACCUACGGACAGCAAAGUCUUUGUUUGAAUGAACUUUUGAAGAUGGAAGAAUUGUUCAAAAGCAACAAUGAAUUAUUGUCAAUGUGUGAUAAAAAUAAAAAUUUUGUUAAAUUAGUUGCUUCAAACUUAGACAACAGUACCGUGCAAUUAUCAGAAAUGGUGUGGAUUAUUUAUAUAUGUAUGUGUA